AUGGAUCGGCAGGAGGUUACGCUUCUUGUGCUUAUCGACCUAAGUGCCGCAUUUGAUACUAUCGACCAUGCUAUCUUACUGGAGACACUUGAAAAAGACUUUGGCGUAACUGGAAAUGCCCUCAAAUGGCUAACAUCUUAUUUAUCCGAGAGAAAACAAACAAUUUUAAUUAAAGACCAUGAAUCGGAAGUUUUCAAUCUUCAAUCGGGAGUUCCGCAGGGUAGCUGCCUUGGCCCUGUCCUCUUCAUACUCUAUGUGGCUGGGUUAUUUAAGGUUAUUGACAAACAUCUUCCCAAUGCACAUACGUAUGCAGAUGACACCCAGAUUUAUCAUUCGUUUCGGCCGCCGGAUACAUCUUUAUCGCAAGAUGCUGCACUAAAGAGUAUUGAAAACUGUGUUGCUGACAUUCGUGCCUGGAUGCUUUCUAACCGUCUCUUGAUAAAUGAUUCCAAGACUGAAUUUAUUAUCAUCGGUUCAAAGCAGCAAAUGUCAAAGAUUAACAUCAAUGAUAUUACAGUUGGUGAAUCUACGAUCGAGCCUGUGGAGGUGGUUCAAAGCCUCGGAAUGUGGUUUGACUCACAUAUGUCGAUGGAUAUUCACAUUGGAAAAGUGUGUAGUAAGGCGUUUCGCAGCCUCUAUAAUAUCCGGCAGAUAAGGAAAUUCCUUUCAGAAGAUACAACAAAGAUUUUGGUUCAUGCUUUUGUUACUUCACACCUGGACUACUGUAACUCAUUGUUUUAUGGUCUCCCACAGUCUCAAUAUGAUAGGUUACAAAGAGUUCUCAAUGCUGCAGCACGUGUGACCUGUCUAAUCCCCAAAUUCGAUCAUAUUACUCCCGUUUUGAUUGGCCUUCAUUGGCUUCCUGUACGGUAUCGGGUAAUUUUCAAGAUUUUGUUGCUGGUGUACAAGGCUCUUCAUGCUAAUGCACCGCCUUAUAUCUCAGACCUUCUGACACCUAAGCAUAUUGGUUGCUACAGCCUGCGCUCGAAUGAGCAAAAUUUGCUAAUAGUUCCUAAGACAAUGAGGAAAACGUUUGGCGACAGAGCUUUUGCCAAGGCUGGUCCAUUUUUGUGGAAUGAACUUCCCGCUGACAUUCGUGAAGCGUCAACAGUGGAAACUUUUAAAUGCAGACUUAAGACCUUUCUUUUUAAAAAGGCAUUUUAUCUUUAAAUAUAAUAGUUAAUUUGAACUUCCCGCUGAAAUUCGUGAGGCGUCAACAGUGGAAACUUUUAAAAGCAGACUUAAGACCUUUCUUUUUAAAAAGGCAUUUUAUCUUUAAAUAUAAUAGUAAAUUUGAAUUUCCCGCUGACAUUCGUGAGGCGUCAACAGUGGAAACUUUUAAAAACAGACUUAAGACCUUUCUUUUUUAAAAAGGCAUUUUAUCUUUAAAUAUAAUAGUAAAUUUUAAACAUGUAUUUAUAGGUAUCAUCUCAUACUUUAUAACAUUUUAUUUGAAUUUGUAAUGAUAGCGCUUUAGAAUAUUUAUAGUUAUAGCGCUUUAUAAAUUAAUAAAUUAUUAUAAUUAUUAUUAUUACAAAAUUUGAAUAUAUUAUGAAACAUUUCAAAAUAUGAACAUUACGAAAAUUUAAAUAUGCGUCGAACCUAAUACCCUCUGCACAAAACGAAAUUUAAGAAUUCCAAUCAGUGUUUGAAUUUUUCAUCUUUACAUCUACCAAAAAUAGACCCAGCAGCACAUAGUCAAUUUGUUACAUGUUAAUUGCCAUGGAAACUUACAAGGUGUUACAAAAAUUAACGAAAACUUGAAACAAAAACAUUUCAAUAUAUGUACAACCCAUAGAUUCAAAUGCAUGAACAACCUAACAUACGAUGCACAAAGUCGGUGUAGAAAUACAAUAUUUGACGAUUCCAAAGACCUGAUAUUUCGAAAUAUGCAUCGAGCUGCCUGAAGAGCGUUUCAGGUGUAGUCAACUAUUUAACAAAUAGUAGAAACACAGUAGUAUGAAGUGAUGAGUGAAAAACUCACGAGUCGCCGAGGCGAGUUUAUAAAAUAAGAAAAAUCCUGAAUUAAACAGGUAAAUAGCUUACUUUUUAUCCACCCAAACAUUUGGUAAUUUGAAAAAGUCAAAAUUAUACAAAUAUCACGCGUACAUGAUCUAUAUAAAUAAGGGAAUGCUAUUGGAUAAGGUUUUGUGUGACGUAAUUCCGUAUACGUCUGUCCUCUAAUAUAUAGAUCAUGGCUCUCGACCAAUGAAACCGCUUGAAUUCUUAACGUUAUUGUAUAAUAAGAUACUCUAGUUCCACUUUUAAAGCCGUUAUGUUUUCGCUGUAUAGAUAACUCUACUGAAAUCUGAUGUAAACAAGUGAAAAAGGUUUUUGAAGUAUAGUCUCUUCAGCUGGGGUGUUCCUGUUAUCAUAACCAUUGUCUACAUUGUACUUGUGAAGAAAGAUGUUUUAAAGUUGUAUCAUCAUAUCAUAUACGGUUGUGUCAUUGGUAAUAUUCCUCUUUGGUUAGCUAUUACGAAAGAAUAUGGUCUUCCGGGUUGUCUUUUGUUGUACAAUAUUGUAAUGUUCAUCUACACUGCUUAUCGACUUCGCCAAAAACUCAAGGCAAGCAGUAGCAUCGCACAGAAAUCGACUAUGGUCAAGACUCGGAAAAGUUUUGUGCUAUUACUUAAGUUAUCAACAACUGUCGCCAUCACAUGCUUCCUGUUAUAUUUGAAAGAUGCAUAUAUUUUAACGUUCAUUAUUACAUAUACAUGGCGCUUUGUACUGUAGCGUUUCUUAGUGGUGUCUAUAUAGGUAUUGCAUUUGUCUUUACAAGAAGAAAUUACCAGCUGCUAAAGAAAUAUUUUUCAGCCAGAAAGAUGCCAAUUAAUAAAAUUAUGCCAGUAAAUCAGUGAGUAAAGUAAAGUAAGUACAAUCAUUUUCAAAAGAUGUUGAGACACUUGCGGUUUUAGAUCAUCAGUGGAUAAAUGAACAUGUUACAAAAAUUGUUACAAACAUUUACGCCCUUAUUCUAAAAGCUCUCUCACACUCAAUGAGUGGAGAUUCAAUCUGAGCUUUUUGAACCUCCACUCAUUGAAUGUGAGUGAGCUUUUAGAAUACGGGCGUUAUAGUUCUCCCCCUUCCAAUGUUGGUUAUUGUUUACCCGAUCAUACAUCAAAGUAAAACUUCUUUAUAAAAAGAAUACUAAUAAGGCAGUAUCUAUUGUAGUCGUGUCCUCAUUAGUAUUUUUUAUAUAAAGAAUACUAAUAACGCAGUAUAUCUAUUGAAUUUGUAGUCGUGUUUGAAGCCGUUUAAUAAACUCGCAGGUCGUGUUUUAUUAGGUCUAAAGCCACUCGCGCUGCGCGCUCGUGUCUUUAAACCUAAUAAAACACUCCUGCUCGUUUAUUAAACAGUACAUAUACUUGAAUGAUUGGAUAAGACUUACAUUUUUGGACAGUCUUAUUGCAACAAAGUGGUUGCCAACAACAAAAGAUCAACAAAGCUAUUAAAAGAUGAGUACAACACGUAUAUAUAUGCAUGAAAACAUAAACUAUACAACACGUAUGCAUGCAAAACCAUAAAUUAUACAACACGUAUGGAUGAAAACCGCCCUUUUUAGGGGACACCUGUUUGAAGGCGUCCGUUUAAGGCCGUGACUGCGUAUAUAAAUGCUCACGAAAUUUCUUUUGAAUAUAUCCUUUCGAUAAUUAAAUCAAUAAGCUGGUUAUAGCUUAACUCUAGGUUAACCUCGAAUUAAGUAAACUUUCCAACAACUUGUUUAUAAACUGACUAAGUGUUACGAAAUUAAUAAAUUCAAUACAAUCCAUAAAUUUAAUUACAUGAACAACCCAAUGUACAAAUUUUGAAAUAUUAAAUUUAAGUUUUGAUGGCAGUUCAAGAACCUUCAGAGAAGUUCAGAUAAAAAAACGUUUUAAACUUUGUGUUUUGCCGAAACUACACUCCGUUGCUGAACGACGCUUGUAGUUGCAACAUGGGUCGUGGCUUUAGUUUUCAACUCUUGUAUCGAGUCGUUUUCUUUUCCUUCUGUCUGAUUUUCGCCUGUUUUUAUCAUGGUGGUGGUUCAGAGUAUGACAGGCGAGAAGAUAAAACAAAACCGAGCAAAUUAAAAGAAAAAUUCAACGAUAAACCCUUGAAUGUUGAUGUUUUUCUCUAACUAACAAAUACGACUCUAACUUUACAGGAAAUGCUAAACAAAUUGAUGGCCAGGAUACGAAGAAAGAAACUGAUCUUUCAAAGAUGGCAAGAAAAGGUAAAUUGUGAAAAUAUGAGAAUGUUCGUAAUUAAUUUCAGAAGGAGUAAAUGUCAACCACAUUAUUUAUUUCUUAGGAACUGUGAUGAAAACACUCGGAAGUGAUAGAAUACAGAAGAGUCCAAAACUGCCUUCGCCGUCUGAGGUAAAAGUUCCAAGCAAAGAAUCGACUACCAUCUCCCAUUCAAGUGAGACAAAAUGGCAAAACGAUCACGGCAAGACCAUAUCUUCGUUGGAAAAUCGAAUUUUUCACCAGAUUGACUUGAGAGAAAAAGCCAAAAGAGAAAAGUUCGCUUCACUCACAACUCAACAUCUCCGGAACAAACGCGAAGAAAAGUACAGACCAAUAUCAAAAGAGUAUACCCAGGAAGAUCUAGUAAUGUGCAACGAUUCAAUCAUCAAUAUAAAAUACGAUGAAAAAUACAAUGUUUGGGAUAACUUUUCAAUACUCUAUAAGAACAAGGUGUAUGAUUAUACUGAGUAUCGAGUUCUGAAUGACAGUAUAAAGAUUUGUAACUCCACUGAUAACAACAUAAGGAAUAUUUGGAAAGAACACAAUAAAUGGGUAAAAAGGACAAUGCAUUAUAAAUGCAGCAAUAAACCCAUACACGUCCAUAGGAUCCCCCGAAAGUUUUAUAUUGUUCGUAAGGAUUUUAGCGUUCUCAUUUUGCCAAUAGAUCAGGUGAUAGCAAAGUACGAUUAUGAUGUGUUUGAAGGUAAACUUUAUAAAAUAUGUCUAAAAAAAUUCACGUUUUAUUACGUAUACAUAAUAUCCUAUGGGCCAGCUGAAGUAGCAGUGUUAUGUGCUGUAGGGCUUUCUAUUAUUUGUUUGCUAUUGUUGUUGAUAGUUUACUGCAUGCUUCCAGAACUGCGCACUCUUCCUGGUUUGAAUUUAAUGAGUUCAAGUUUCGCCGUUCUGUUGUUACAGACCUACAUUGUAGUCUAUCUUUCGCUGUAUUUACGUAUAGACCAAGAGUUUAAGAUACCAUGUGACAGGAUAGAAAUAACAAAGAAGUUUAUUUUCUAUAGCCUAUUUAUGAAUGCUGCUGUUAAUAUCUACACUUAAGAAAAACCUUUUGUGGCAGUCUAGUGAAAUGCAACACUCUUAUGAAAUCUGAUGAAAACAAGUGGAAAACGUUCUUGAAGUAUAGUGUCUUUAGCUGGGGUGUUCCUCUCAUCAUAACUAUUGUCUACAUUGUGCUUGUGAAGAAAGAUGUUUUAAGAAUUGAUCCAAGUAAAUUUAUUACUACUACCAGUUGUGUCAUGGGUAAUGAACUUCCUCUUUGGUUAGCUGGUAUGGAAAAAUAUGGUCUUCGGGGUUGUCUUUUGUUGUAUAUUAUUGCAAUGUUCUCCUUCACUGCUUAUCGAAUUCGCCAAAAACUCAAAGCAAGCAGUAGCAUUGCACAGAAAUCAAAUAUUGUUAAGAAACGCAAUAGCUUUGUCGUAUUGCUUAAGUUGUCAACCACUACAUCAAUAAGCCUGUUUCCUCUGUUAUUUGAAAACAUGCAUUUUGAUCGAGAGACAAAGAUGGGGUUAUUUACUGUAGCAAAUCUUUCUGGUGUCUACAUAGGUAUUGCGUUUGUCUUCACCAGAAAAAAUUACAGGUUGCUUAAGAAGAAGUAUUUCCCAGCAAUAAAACACAGUUAA
Molecule: messenger RNA, 5863 nt
Organism: Paramuricea clavata
Lineage: Eukaryota; Metazoa; Cnidaria; Anthozoa; Malacalcyonacea; Plexauridae
Source: the annotation of a GenBank genome assembly